Molecule: messenger RNA, 1215 nt
Organism: Aureobasidium uvarum
Lineage: Eukaryota; Fungi; Ascomycota; Dothideomycetes; Dothideales; Saccotheciaceae
Source: the annotation of a GenBank genome assembly
AUGGCCGGAGACGAGCAAAAGAACAUCGUAAUUAUUGGAGGUGGUAUUAUCGGUGCCACCUCCGCUUAUUUCCUAACUCAUCACCCUUCGUAUAAUCCGGAGAAGCACAAAGUCAUUCUUCUGGAAGCGACAAAAAUUGCUGGAGGAGCAAGUGGCAAAGCUGGAGGACUUUUAGCCUUGUGGGCAUAUCCUUCAUCCAUUGUACCACUCUCGUACAAACUGCACAAGCAACUAGCCGACAAGUAUGGCGGUGAUGAGCGUUGGGGUUACAGACAGGUUCAUUGUGGCUCGGUUGACUGCAAAGGUCGUCAAUUGCAAAAGCCGACAGACACCGUUAAGGGUAAAGACAAUGAGAUGGAUGGAAAGAACGAAAGACCUGCCGACCGAGAAAAGAACAACGUCAGUCUCGAGAAGAACCCGCCAAAGGUGUCGGCGAAGCUGGCGGCCAGAGGCAUUCCAAAAGACCUUGAUUGGAUUCACCCGGAUUGCUUGAGGAUGUAUGACGAGAUGGGAGAUCCUUCAACCACUGCCCAAGUUCACCCUUACCAAUUCACCACCUCCAUGGUCGACUUGGCCGCUGAAAAGGGUGCGGACGUCCGCGUUGGUGCCGCAGUCAAGAGCAUCAACCAUACCAAGGAUGGCAAGGGUGUGGAGAGCGUCACCUACGAGGACAAGAACGACAACAACAAGGAGGUCACCAUUCCAGCAACGGACAUUAUCAUCUCUGCUGGUCCAUGGACAAGAGAGGUGUAUCCUGACGCCCCUAUCUCGGCUACUCGAGCCCACAGUGUUACCAUCCGCCCAACUCGCGAGAUCAGUGCAUACGCUCUAUUUACUGAGAUUAAACUACCGGCUGGUUUCGGAGUUUAUGCUUGUGGUGAGGGAGACCAUUUGGUACCGCUCCCAAAAUCUUCCGAUCUCGUUGAGGUAGACGAACAGAGAUGCCAGGACGUUGUCGACUAUGUCAGCAGUAUCAGUGAUGAACUGCGAGACGGAGAAGUUACUGCACGACAGGCAUGCUACCUGCCGAACGUCCAAGGAGGCAACGGACCCUUGAUCGGACACACUGGAGUAAAGGGUCUUCUGAUAGCAGCUGGACACACAUGCUGGGGCAUCCAAAAUGGUCCAGGAACCGGCAAAUUGAUCUCUGAGUUUGUCUUCGACGGUGCUGCGAAGUCAGCUAAGAUCUCGAGCUUGGAUCCUCGCAUGUAUUAG